Molecule: messenger RNA, 3780 nt
Organism: Coturnix japonica (Japanese quail)
Lineage: Eukaryota; Metazoa; Chordata; Aves; Galliformes; Phasianidae
Gene: ANO10
Product: anoctamin 10
Biological process (GO): chloride transmembrane transport
Cellular component (GO): plasma membrane
Molecular function (GO): chloride channel activity
Source: RefSeq, a predicted model, not a curated record
CCCGGGUACACGCGGUCAGGGCGGGCAGCACCGCCUCCGCCAACGUGAGGAGUAGGGCCGGCCCAGGCCUGGAUCCCGCCUCCCGGAGCCCGGCCCGCCCUGCGGAUGUGGCGCCGCGAUCAGGCGGUUCUUAAAAGAUGAAGGAGACUUGGUCUUUCUUGGAUACUUUUGAGCCUAACUUCAGGCCUCUGGUAGUAAUUGAGCUUGCAAAAGGCACCAAAAAGGAAACCAUAGAAUGGUUCACUAAAAGAAUAGUGGACAAAAAGGCCGAUGGAGGUGCACAACUACUGAUUAAACCGUUGGUUACAGAAAAUGGAGAUGAAAAUAUUUAUCUAGUUGGAGCUUCCCACUUAAGGCUGUUGCUGGGAGCUGAAACUGUGGGUUUGGUGAAGGAGUGCAAUGAUAACUCAAUGAGAAGUUUCACAUACAGCAGUAGAAAAACUUUCAAAGAUUUUGCAGAUGACAACCACAAUUUCCUUACGAUGUCAGAAUGUCAGUAUAUCGUCAAACACGAGCUUGAAAACUUGAGAGCUAGAGAUGAAAAAAUGAUCCCUGGAUAUCCACAGGCAAAGCUAUAUCCAGGAAAAUCAAUUGUGAGAAGAUUAUUGACCAAUGGUAUUCUACUUCAGAUUUUCCCACUCCAUGACAGAGAAGAACUGAAAAAGCUCCGACACACCUGGUAUGGCCGAGUCAAAAUUGGCUAUCAACCUUUAGAUGAGAUACGCUCCUACUUUGGUGAAACCAUUGCUCUCUACUUCGGCUUCUUAGAGUAUUUCACGUUUGCGUUGAUUCCGAUGGCUAUCAUUGGAAUUCCUUACUAUGUGUUUGCAUGGGAAGAUUAUGACAAAUACGUAAUGUUUGCCACAUUCAACCUGCUCUGGUCCACUGUGAUCCUGGAAGUUUGGAAGCGGAUUUGCGCUGUGAUGACAUACCGCUGGGGGACACUGCUGAUGAAGCGGCAGUUUGAAGAACCAAGGCCAGGUUUCCAUGGUGCUUUGGGUGUCAAUCCUGUCACUGGGAGGGAGGAACCAGUGUACUCAAGCAUUAAGAGACAGUUACGCAUUUAUCUGGUGUCCGUACCAUUUGUGUGCCUUUGCCUGUACUUCUCACUGUAUGUGAUGAUGAUUUACUUUGACUUGGAACAGUGGGCUCUGGAUUAUCAUGAGGAAGAUAAGUCUACCUUCAGCAGCUUGAUGCUGUACGUGCCCAGUAUCAUAUAUGCUGUCGUGAUUGAAAUUAUGAACCGUAUCUAUAGGUACGCUGCCGAAUUCUUAACAUCAUGGGAAAAUCACAGGCUGGAGUCUUCAUAUCAGAAUCACUUAGUUCUGAAGGUUUUAGUGUUCAACUUCUUGAAUUGUUUUGCAUCUCUCUUCUACAUUGCCUUUGUGUUGUUUGAUAUGAAACUUCUGAGACAGAGCUUGGCCACUUUGCUGAUAACUUCACAGAUCCUCAAUCAGUUCGCGGAAUCCCUGCUUCCUUACUGGCUCCAAAAGAGACAUGUGAAGAAGAUGAAGAAACACAUUCAUUCUCCAAAAACAGAUAUGGACCUGUCAUUGGUUGAACAAAUCAACUUGGAAAAAGAAAUGUGCACCUAUUUUGGUACAUUUGAUGAUUACUUGGAGUUGUUUUUACAGUUUGGCUACGUCAGUCUUUUCUCGUGUGUUUAUCCACUGGCUGCUGUCUUUGCAGUGUUAAACAAUGUCACAGAGAUAUAUUCUGAUGCCUUAAAAAUGUGCAGAGUUUACAAGCGUCCAUUUGCAGAACCCACAGCCAAUAUUGGCGUUUGGCAGUUGGCUUUUGAAACUAUGAGUGUAAUCUCAGUAGUUACUAACUGCAUACUGAUUGGAAUGUCUCCACAAGUGAAUGCCCUUUUCCCAGACUCAAAAAUGGACCUUGUUCUGACUGUGGCUUUGGUAGAGCACUUGCUGCUAGCAAUAAAGUUUGUCAUGGCGUUUGUAAUUCCUGAUAAACCAAGGGAGAUACAGAUAAAGCUGGCCAAAUUGGAAUUUGAAUCUCUAGAGGCUCUCAAACAACAGCAAAUGAAACUGGCUGCUGAGUCACUGAAGGAGUAAACACAGAGGAAUGAGGAUGACUACAGCAGUCACAUGUGGACGUGGGCACUCCUUGAGCCUUUGUUUAUGAUGCUGCGUAGCUCUCAGUGCACACCUGCUUGUAUGAUACCUGGUAAAUACUCACUGCUAAAGGCUGUGAAAGAGAUCAUUUUUCCUUCUCCUCUAUUUUUUCCCCUACGUGCACCAGUUUGUGAAGCUGACACUACAUGAAGCUGACCAGCCUGCACAAGGUCUGGUUGAAGGCUGCCAGACCCACCGCACUUCACCUGAUGGAAAACAGAGCUUGGGAUAAGCAUCCUCAAGUCACCUGGAGACUUCAGCUAUAACCUUGUGAAAGAAAACAGAAAGAAGAAGGUGGAGCAGUGCUUAAUUCAGUGCUGUGCCUCUUGGGCCCGUGGCCUGCUUUGUCCCUUUAUGAUGAUAGUUAAUCAAUCCUCUCUUUUAUUCAACCACUGCUGAUUAGCUACGUUUUGCACAUAGCAAGUUAAUUUGCAUCAUGUAAUGACAUAUGAUUGUUCCUGACAUAACAUGAGAAAUAUUUAAACAUAAGGUGUGCAUUACAUGCUACUCUGUGCUGGUUACCUAUAUAAGAGUGACUUAAAGUCUUCCCCAAAGCCAAGUAAAAGCAUUGGGUAUGAAACAGUACUGAGCAGUAACUUACGAAGAUUAAGCAGCAGAUAUUUAUGUAUUGAUUUUUUUCUUUUACGUUUGCUUUUGGUGUCACUUCCUUGAACCUUGAACCACAGUGUUGUAUUCAUGGCUGUUCUGGUUAAAUGAACUCACAGAAACAGUGCAAUUAAACAUGACAUACAAGUACCCAUUUGCCCAGUGAACAUUCAUGUAUUUCUUUUCAGCCCUGCAUUUCACAAACCAGUCACUUUUAUAGCAUUUCAUCGCUUUCUGGCAGUCACAGGACCAAAAUCUCCCCUAGCCAUGGGUAAUCUUUGCAGUAGGUGCACCUCACCCAUUCAUGACACACCUGGGGCUGGGUGUGAAGUCACCAUUGCAGAUUUCUGCCCUGUGUCUUGCUCCUGCAUGGUUAUAGUGAGGAAUCUGGUGGAUGGUUCCUUCUGAUAUAUGUGAGCCUAUACAGGCUGCUGUGACUGGAGCCUGCUGUCUUCUGCUUAGUACUGCUUUCAGAGUGUGAAGUGGGCAGGUUUGUGAUGGCAGCUGCAUGAGCCAUCUGUGAAAACGCCCCAGGAUUGGCUGGAAAAGGAAUCAGGUUGUGUCUCAGCUGUAAUCACAUGAAAGAAGUAAUGGCUCAUGCAAAGCUUUGUACUUGUCUUUGUAGUCGUUACAUUCUUCCAGUUUUCUACAGCCCAACAGGAAAAUCUGUAGUAAAGUUUGGGUACCUGGUGAUGUGAGCAGCCUUGGCAGCUGUCCUUGCCUUGAGCAAAUCCAUUCACUUCUGCUGAGUCUUCUUACCUAGAAAUGGGGAUGAUAACAUUCCUUGGGGUGGAUUCUCUGCCUACAGCCAGGUGGUGUAGAGGCACUACCACCUCUGUAGUGUGAGUGAGGACUAUGGCAAUCCUUUGUGUUACAGAGUAGUUUGUCCCAGAGAACUCACUAUGCAGCAGCUGCAAUGCUAAAAUAAUAACAGAGCAUUUUUUGUUCAUGGAGAACCAUUACCUGGAUGGUGCUGUGUUGUAUUUUGUCACUGAACUGCUCCUGAAACAUGAGAAUGAAUAAAUAAGGUAUUUACUGGUGA